Phytophthora nicotianae INRA-310 is the source of this 450-nucleotide messenger RNA. RefSeq lists its product as hypothetical. NCBI's taxonomy places the organism in Eukaryota, Oomycota, Peronosporomycetes, Peronosporales, Peronosporaceae. The record is from RefSeq and is a predicted model, not a curated record. The coding region runs from base 1 to 450 and encodes 149 amino acids. The transcript has 2 exons.
AUGGAUCUUAGACACUACGUCGACCCAGCUAAGGCUCCGUAUUCCGACGAGCGCUUCGAGACGGCGCAAGGAGAUUUCUGCGGGGGAGAUUACAAUGUCACAAUGGAAACGAGCUCGCUUUUGUUUCCGAAGAUGGAUCCAGAUGGGCAAUACGGGAUGGUCGUGUUCGACUCCAUCGACCAAGACGAACUCUAUCCGUACAACUGGGCUGAGCGCGUUCGGAAGGAUGUGUCAGCUACUGCUGUUUUCACAGUCGGCAAAGACGAUAAAGGUGAGCUAGUUGUGACCAUGGGCCGUGCGGCGUUCUUAAAGAUUUACCGACCUCAAUUCUCGCUCUCCGAGGACGUACGGCAAGAACUUGCGACGGGUAUUAUGGCCUGGGGUGAUGUCAUGCUCAAGACCGUGCGUAGUAUUGUGAUUGUGCGAUUCUGCUUUGUGAGACCACCAUGA